ACGGCCCUUCUUUACGUCACACAACGUCACCAGGAAGUCCACUGCAACCAAGGCGACAGCAUGGCAGAAUACACAGACCCACACGGUGAUGGAAAUGCGGACGGGAUGCCGGAGCUCUCGGACUGCGAGGAUGAUGAUGACAUUGAUGAUGAAGAGCAGUGGCAGUGGAUGGAGGAGGAGGACGGCCAGCAGGUUACUGUCACCUGUCUGUUCUGUGACAGGUUGCUGAGCUCCGUGCCCGCCACCGUGCAGCACUGCACAGCUGAGCACCAGGUCAAUCUUGUAGACGUGAUAAGAAAACAUAAUUUAGAUGACUAUGGUUACAUAAAGAUGAUCAACUUCAUACGGUCAACGAAAUGUGAUGCAUCCUGUCUGACGGGGCUGCCAGAUGCUCCCUUACCCUGGGAGAGCGAAGACUUCCUGCGACCGGUCCUACAGGACGACCCCCUGCUGCAGACAGACCCUGAGGAGCUCUGUGGCAGUGAAGGGUCGAGCCUGUUGACAAGCCAGUCGUCUGGGGCCCAGUCCCAUGAUGCACUGCUGCAGAGGGCACAAACCGCUGAGGAGAGAGCCCGUUCCUCAGAGGAGGCGCUGGCCAGAGCCAUGGAUGACCUGCACAAACUUAAGCUUCUGGCUCAGGGUCUGGUACUGAACGCAGGAACCGGCAAAUCUGGUAACCUGGGCACUGUGGCCGAGCUGCGAGAGGACGAGGACGAGGCCUACUUCAGCUCUUACGGCCAUUAUGGCAUCCAUGAGGAGAUGCUGAAGGAUAAAGUGCGCACAGAGAGUUACCGCGACUUCAUGUACAGCAACCCCGAGGUGUUCAGAGACAAGGUGGUGCUCGAUGUGGGCUGCGGGACUGGAAUACUGUCCAUGUUUGCCGCCAGAUCUGGGGCCAAGAAGGUCAUAGCAGUCGACCAAUCUGAAAUCAUCUAUCAGGCCAUGGACAUAGUCAGGUCCAACCAGCUGGAGGACAAGAUCACUCUGAUCAAAGGCCGCAUAGAAGACAUUAACCUCCCUGUGGAGAAGGUGGACAUCAUUAUCUCAGAAUGGAUGGGGUACUUCUUGCUGUUUGAGUCCAUGUUGGAUUCUGUCCUGUACGCCAGAGACCUCUACCUGGCUGACACUGGAUCAGUCUAUCCAGACCUUUGUAACAUCAGUCUGGCAGCAGUUGGAGACACAAAAAGGCACCAAGACCGCAUUGCAUUCUGGGAUGAUGUGUAUGGCUUUAAUAUGGCAUGCAUGAAGAAGGCUGUGGUGCCUGAGGCUAUGGUAGAAGUGGUGAAAGCAGACACACUCAUCUCUGAACCUACAGUCAUACAGACCAUUGACUGUAACAAAGUGUGUCUGUCGGAGUUGGAGUUUGCAUCAGAUUUCUGCUUGAAGAUAACAAAUGCCACAGACUGCACAGCAAUUGUCGGCUACUUUGACAUUUUCUUUGACAAAGGCUGCAGCAACAAGGUGAUGUUCUCCACGGGUCCUCAGGUCACCAAGACACACUGGAAACAGACUGUCUUCCUACUGGACAGGCCUGUCUCUGUCCAAGCAGGGGAGGAGCUCCGGGGAAAAAUCACUGUGCGUAAAAACAAGAAGGACCCUCGCUCACUGUUGGUCACCCUUGACCUCCGAGACAGGAAGCAGACUUACAGCCUGCAAUAGCCUCAGCCGUGCCGUGGUACAACAUCCAUUUUUAUUGACCAUCCAUGCAUUCACAGCAUGUGGGAGCAGGGUGGAAUUAAACUCUUGGUUUUGAUGUUGAAGUGAUGUAAGGAUUGUUUCUGUGCCUUGUAAUAAAAAACCUAAUGAGA
Messenger RNA from Morone saxatilis (striped sea-bass), 1808 nucleotides. It is a transcript of the gene prmt3, whose product is annotated as protein arginine methyltransferase 3. The transcript has 16 exons. Gene Ontology annotation, molecular function: protein-arginine N-methyltransferase activity. Gene Ontology annotation, cellular component: nucleus. The coding region runs from base 61 to 1659 and encodes 532 amino acids. The record is from RefSeq and is a predicted model, not a curated record. NCBI's taxonomy places the organism in Eukaryota, Metazoa, Chordata, Actinopteri, Moronidae. Gene Ontology annotation, biological process: peptidyl-arginine methylation.